Messenger RNA from Lagenorhynchus albirostris (white-beaked dolphin), 3464 nucleotides. RefSeq names its product nephronectin (gene NPNT). The transcript is spliced from 14 exons. Gene Ontology annotation, molecular function: calcium ion binding. NCBI's taxonomy places the organism in Eukaryota, Metazoa, Chordata, Mammalia, Artiodactyla, Delphinidae. The record is from RefSeq and is a predicted model, not a curated record. Bases 136 to 1974 code for a protein of 612 amino acids. Gene Ontology annotation, cellular component: membrane.
AGUAGCCGCGGCGGCCGCAGGGGUUCCCGGCUGCCGCAGCUCCUCAGGGGAGCCGAGCGCGCCUCCUGCGAGCCCAGCACCCCCAACCUGCUCGCCGCGCGCAGCUGAGCCGCCGCGCGGGACUCGUCGCCCAACAUGGAUUUCCUCCUGGCGCUGGUGCUCGGGUCCUCGCUCUAUCUGCAGGCGGCCGCGGAGUUCGACGGGAGGUGGCCCAGGCAAAUAGUGUCAUCCAUUGGCCUGUGUCGUUAUGGUGGGAGGAUUGACUGCUGCUGGGCCUGGGCCCGCCGGUCCUGGGGACAGUGUCAGCCUUUCUACGUCUUAAGGCAGAGAAUAGCCAGGAUAAGGUGCCAGCUCAAAGCUGUGUGCCAGCCACAGUGCAAACACGGUGAAUGCAUCGGACCAAACAAGUGCAAGUGUCAUCCUGGAUAUGCCGGCAAAACCUGCAAUCAAGACGAACACUUGUACCCAACUCCUCUUGACCAAGGCAGUGAACAGCCUCUUUCACAACCCCUGGAUCAUCAAGCCACAAGUUUACCUUCAAGGGAUUUAAACGAGUGUGGCCUGAAGCCGCGGCCCUGCAAGCACAGGUGCAUGAACACUUACGGCAGCUACAAGUGCUACUGUCUCAACGGAUACAUGCUUAUGCCGGAUGGAUCCUGCUCAAGUGCCCUGACGUGCUCCAUGGCAAACUGUCAGUAUGGCUGUGAUGUUGUCAAAGGACAAAUUCGGUGCCAGUGCCCCUCUCCUGGCCUACGGCUGGCUCCUGAUGGGAGGACCUGUGUGGACAUUGAUGAAUGUGCUACUGGAAGAGCCUCCUGCCCUAGAUACAGGCAGUGUGUCAACACUUUUGGGAGUUACAUCUGCAAAUGUCAUAAAGGCUUCGACCUCAUGUACAUUGGAGGCAAAUACCAAUGUCACGAUAUAGAUGAAUGCUCCCUUGGUCAGUAUCAAUGCAGCACCUUUGCUCGAUGUUACAACGUACACGGGUCCUACAAGUGUAAAUGUAAAGACGGAUACCAGGGCGAUGGACUGAAUUGUGUUUAUAUUCCAAAAGUCAUGAUUGAACCUUCAGGUCCAAUUCAUGUACCAAAGGAAAAUGGUACCAUUUCAAGGGGCGAUGGAGGACACAGUAAUUGGAUCCCUGAUGUCAGAAGUACUAGGUGGCCUCUGAAGACACCCUAUGUACCUGCUGUCAUUACCAGCAGGCCCACCUCUGAGCCAACAGCAAGACCUGCCCUGAAGCCAGCGCCACAGCCUGCCCCACCCACAGAACUCAGAACACCUCCACCAGCAGCAGCCCCAGGAGGACCAACCACCAGCCUGACAAGUGUAGCACCAGUUGCCACUGUGUCUCCAAGAAGGAUUACAGUUGACAACAGGAUACAGACAGAGCCUCAGAAACCCCGAGGAGAUGUGUUCAUUCCGCGGCAGCCUUCAAAUGACUUGUUUGAAAUAUUUGAAAUUGAAAGAGGAGUCAGUGCAGAUGACGAAGCAAAGGACGAUCCAGGUGUUCUGAUACACAGUUGUAAUUUUGACCAUGGGCUUUGUGGAUGGAUCCGAGAAAAAGACAGUGACUUGCACUGGGAACCAGUGAGGGAUCCAGCAGGUGGACAGUAUCUGACAGUCUCGGCAGCCAAAGGCCCGGCGGGAAAGGCCGCUCGCCUGCUGCUCCCCAUCGGCCACCUCCUACACUCAGGGGACCUGUGCCUGUCGUUCAGGCACAAGGUGACGGGGCUGCACUCCGGCACGCUCCAGGUGUUUGUGAGAAAACACGGUGCCCACGGAGCAGCCCUGUGGGGAAGAAAUGGUGGCCACAACUGGAGGCAAACGCGCAUCACCCUGCGAGGGGCUGACGUCAAGAGCGUCAUCUUCAAAGGUGAAAAAAGGCGUGGUCACACUGGGGAGAUUGGAUUGGAUGAUGUGAGCUUGAAAAAAGGCCACUGCUCUGAAGAACGCGAGCAACUCCAGAACUAGCAAUGAACCCCGUGUUGCUCCCUCUUCUUUUUCCAACCUUCACCUCCUGUCCUUUCCUCCCUCGUAUCAGGCCUAGGAGAAGAGUGGGUCAGGAGAAAGUCUGGUUGGUGACCCACAUCUUGCUGGCCUGCUUUUGUGCAAUCCCAGUGAACAGUGACACCUUCCUUGAAAUACAGGGGGGCAUCUGUAGAUGUGUCCAAAGCCAUCUUUGGGUGUUACCUUUCAUCCUUUGUCUCUUAAGAAGGCCUUCAGUGUGUGUGACCUAUACCAUCCUUCAUCCUGGUUACAAGGUGUUCCUUGUAGCAAAUUAGAGGAGAAGUUUUCAAAAGAAAUCUGUGCAAAUGACCAUUCUGUUAUCUGUUCAGUGUUGUACCACGAGUAGUAUUGACUCCCCCUAAGAUGCGUUGUACAAUGUGCUUGUGAAAUUGGUUUCUUCUCUCCACUUGGUAGUUCUGGUCUGACCUGAACUCUGACUUUCACUUUAUAAAAGAAGGGUAUGUAGCAUAUCAAGAUGCGUUUAUUCUCGUUAUCUGUAUUUUUCUUUUAAAGACAAUUAUGUAGAGUGGGCACGCAAUCCCUCGUUAGUAGUACUGUGUUUUGUGUAAAUGUGUUAUUGGUAUUAAGUAGUUAUGUGUUCCUAAUAUUUACAGACUCUAGUUGCAAGGGAAAGGCAGCUUAUGAUCUCUUGAGUUAAAAAAAAUACAUGGUGGAAUGGCAUCCAGUUCCAUGACCUUAUAUUGGCAGCAAGAGAAAAUUGGAAGAGGUGUCUGUGGUUGUAGGGAGAUGAAUUUUUUAACGGCCUUGAGUUUGAUCACUACAAAGUAAUAGACAGGAAACUGUAGUUAACAUGUAAAACCCUCACUGUUUCAGGUUACACUUUAAAACCAACAGCCUUUACCAUAACAACGUGGUUCUUUCUGGUAAUAUGUAAGAAGCUUUUGGAAGUUCUGGUUGUUUCAAAGAAAAGCUUCUGUUUGUGGAAGCUUGGUGUGGGGAAACAUGGGGGAAGCUCCGUUGAAAUAGAUUUUCAUACUGACUUUUCAAUGAGUAUAAAUUUAGGCAGGUCUAGAUCACAACUUAUGUGCUGUUGUGUCAGGAAGGGUUGGGAAGCGAGUCUCAUGCUUUGAAGCAUCGGACGUGCUGGAAUGGGAUUCUCACACACACACACUAAAUCAACAGGACAAGAUUGGAAUUCUAAGAUCUAUGAACCCCUAACUAUAUUUCCUCCCUGCAAAGUUUACCUUUAGAUUUAAACAAAAUACAUAACUUUUAAAAGGCAACUUAUUCCUGAGGCUUUUCUUUAUUUCCAAUUAAGUAAUCAAACUAUUUUCUGCUGUUUUUGCCAGGAAUCACAAAGAUGAUUAAAGGGUUGGAAAAAAAGAUCUAUGAUGAAAAGUUAAAGGAACUGGGAUUAUUCAGCAUGGAGAAGAGAAGACUGAGGGGCAAACAACUGCUGGUUUUCAAGUAUAUGAAGGGCUGGUACAGAGAGG